Molecule: messenger RNA, 1549 nt
Organism: Entrophospora candida
Lineage: Eukaryota; Fungi; Glomeromycota; Glomeromycetes; Entrophosporales; Entrophosporaceae
Source: the annotation of a GenBank genome assembly
AUGCAAUCAAAAAAUAAAUCCCCAUUUCCAUUAUCAAAACUUCCAUUUGACAUUCUAGAAAACAUUACAUCUAUAAUCAUUAAACAUGAGAGAUUCAAGGUGAUCGGAUCAAACAUCAUAUUUAUUAAUAGAACAUUUGCCAAAGCCGCAAUACCUCAAGUAUGGAAAACUAUUUAUAUUUAUGAAGCAAAUGAACAUUCUAAUCAUUCGUCAUUCAAUGAUUUAUUAUUGAAGAAAAUAAGUCGUAAGAAAUCAUUUAUCAAAGAUAUUAAAAGAUUGUCAUUGAACGGAACAAAUUUCACCAACAAAGGAAUAAUUAAUUACAUCAUACCACUUCUCAAAGAUGACAAUUAUAACAAAACCAGUAAUUUAACAGAAGUCACUAUUGGAUACGAUGGAAUUUACCCAUGUAUAACUAAUUCGAGUUCUGCAGAAAUUACUAAUUCACCUUUACAAAUGUUACCAAAAAGUACAAUAGAAUGUUUAUUUCUUGGUAAAAUUAAUCAACAAACUUUUACGUCUAAAGGUCUUCGAUCCUUAUUAUUAUUAUGUCAUGAAAACUUAUUAUCAUUGGUGAUAGAUUUGGAUCAUAUAACUUCUUCAUCUACAUCAUCUUCUUCGUUGUCGCCAUCUUAUGUUUUAAAAGAUAUAAUAAUACCAAUAUUUCAAAAUCAAAAAUUGCAAGAAAUUCAUUUAAUAUCUGAUUCAUGGUCAGAAUGGAAUGAUUUUUAUCCUAAACCAAGAUCUGAACAUGAACUGAAAGCAAAAGAAGCUUUAUGGCGAUGGACUUUAAAAUCUUAUUGGGGAAUAUCAAAUAAUUUGAUUGAAUCAUUAAGUAAAAGUAUUAAAACUUUGAAAAUAUUCACUAUUCUGGAUGAUAUAGGAUUAGUACCAAGUGUGAAUACAUAUUCUAUAGUCAAUACAACUACCAAUCAAACAGUGUAUAAUGAUAUAACAAUUAAAGCAGAUUUUGACAGCACAUCAUCAAUUGAUAAUCCAUUUUCAAAUUUUUUUAGUUCAAUUCCAGCUGCAUAUUUUUGGAUGGGUGGUAAUUGGAUAAAUAAAGAUACUUGUGGCAGUUAUUUUGCAGUUCAAAUUUUAUCUUUAAUUGCAAGUUUGUUAAUUGUAAUCAUUAUACAAAAUAUGUUUAUAACUUUUGUGAGUAUUGUGUAUGAAAAAAUAUCAGAAACAACUAAACUUGAACUACUCAAGCUCCAAGCUGCUUUCAUAUCAGACUAUGAGCCCAAUCCAAAAUACAUUUGUUAUAAUAAUAACAAUCUUGAUUCAUGGAAAGAAAGAACCAAAUCAAGAAGAGGUUGUUUAUAUGCAAAAUAUGAAAAUGAAAAUUCUUAUAUUCAAUACAUUCUUGAAAAAAAGGAUUUUGACCAUCAAGCUGGUUCUUUGUGGCAGUUUCAUAAGGAACUGGAUGAUUUUAAUGACAAUGAUGUUAAUGAUAAAAUCAAGAUUUUAGAUACCAAUAAUGAUGAUUUUAAUGAAAAAAUUUCAAAUUUAGAAAAAACCUUGAAUUUUCUCUUUAAAAAAAUACAAU